Kalmanozyma brasiliensis GHG001 is the source of this 456-nucleotide messenger RNA. RefSeq lists its product as uncharacterized. The transcript has a single exon. The coding region runs from base 1 to 456 and encodes 151 amino acids. NCBI's taxonomy places the organism in Eukaryota, Fungi, Basidiomycota, Ustilaginomycetes, Ustilaginales. The record is from RefSeq and is a predicted model, not a curated record.
AUGCAGCAACCCAAGAUGAUCCUCGUCAAGCGCCAGGUCAACCCAGCAGCCUUCUCGGGGGUGACGGAUCAGAUCUCCAACGCGGGCAGUGCGGCGGGGUCCAAAGCGGCCGAUGCGACCUCGGGUCUCAGCCGCGUGCAGCUAUCUGUGCUGAUCGUGUGCAUCGUCGUCGGCCUGGUGGCGGGCGUCGCAGCGUUGUUCUGGCUCUGCUCCUGCUCGCGUCGUCGCAAGCGGGCGAGGGAGAUGAGGGAGAGGUCCGACCUGUUCAAGUCGACACCGACGAGCGAGAGGAUGCCCGCAUACAUCGCCGCGCCCGUGGACAAGAGGCCGUGGAGCAACGGCGGGUAUGGAGAGAGCAGCGUCGCCCUCAACUCGAGCAAUGCUAGGUAUGGACAUGGAAAUGCGUACGGCCAGCCAGCUCGACCCAUGCCCGCCCAGCAGUCGUAUCGCUUCUAG